Molecule: messenger RNA, 612 nt
Organism: Mycena citricolor
Lineage: Eukaryota; Fungi; Basidiomycota; Agaricomycetes; Agaricales; Mycenaceae
Source: the annotation of a GenBank genome assembly
CCUCGGCGUCGUUGCGGUGGCUUGAAGAGCUCGAAACCGAAUACAAUCAGGGCUUCACGCUCCCACCAUCACACUUCUGCCGUGUAAUAUUAUUUUGGGAAGGAACGACUCUCUUGCAUUAGGUGUACGAUGCGUUGUUUUGGUGCUGUGACACUGAGGCUCAAGUUCCCUGCGAUACGUUCUACCCACUGUCCAGCACUGCUCGACAUGGACUCGUCCAAGGUUUCUCGUGAGAUUGCCAUGGUCACAGGGCCGAUGAUUAUAGAUAUGUGCCUCACCUGGGGAUUCAUGGGCAUCACUCUCGUUCAAGUUUCAUUACACGACCGAAGACGUAUACUUCACCUCCUGCUUGAACAAUCCGCGCGGCCUAAAAACCCCCGUCGGCAGUUGUCCUUCCUCGGCAUCCUCCAGACAGCCAUGGUCACGGCGGACGCGUCCCACUGGUUCGUUUUUGGAUCCGCCAACAUGAUCCAGCGCAACGACACGUUCCUCGACUCCUGGGACGUGCCGAUGCUCGACGACCGCAUCUCGCUCAUUGUGCAACUCUUAUACUGCUGGCCGAGGCUGGCCGCAUAUACGUCUUCCGCAAGAGCAUGAUCCCCCCUAUCCUGA